UAGUUUAGUCUCUUAUUCAGUCUACCAGGUAACAAGGAACCAGAUUCAUUGUUCAAGUUCCAACUCCAACUUAUCCUCUUCUCUUUUCUCAUCAUCUCUUCAUCUUCUCCUACUCCGUUCCUUUAUUUUCUUCUCAUUUUCUCUCGUUCAAUUUGCCAUUUUUUCCAUCUCAUAUUCUUUUCGCGUGUAAAUUCAUCUUCUAAUCUCUUUGGAUAAACAUGCGUGAGUGUAUUAGUGUCCAUGUUGGUCAAGCUGGAGUUCAAAUGGGCAAUGCCUGUUGGGAACUUUAUUGUUUAGAACAUGGUAUUCAACCUGAUGGUCAAAUGCCAAGUGAUAAAUCAGUUGGAUCGGGUGAUGAUUCAUUUAAUACCUUUUUCAGUGAAACAUCGGCAGGUAAACAUGUUCCAAGGGCUGUUUUCAUCGAUCUCGAACCCACAGUAGUUGACGAAGUACGAACUGGAACUUAUCGUCAACUUUUCCAUCCCGAGCAAUUAAUCACCGGCAAAGAAGAUGCUGCUAACAAUUAUGCUCGUGGUCAUUACACCAUCGGCAAGGAAAUAGUGGACGUUGUUCUGGACAAGAUUAGGAAACUUUCUGAACAAACUACUGGUCUUCAAGGAUUCCUGGUUUUCCACAGUUUCGGUGGUGGAACUGGAUCAGGAUUCACUAGUCUUUUGAUGGAACGAUUAUCAGUUGAUUAUGGUAAAAAAUCUAAAUUAGAAUUUAGCAUUUAUCCAGCCCCCCAAGUAUCAACCGCCGUUGUCGAGCCAUAUAAUUCGGUAUUAACCACCCACACCACAUUGGAACACUCAGACUGUGCAUUCAUGGUAGAUAAUGAGGCCAUUUAUGAUAUUUGUCGUCGAAACUUGGACAUUGAUCGACCCACUUACACUAAUCUUAACCGUCUCAUAGGUCAAAUUGUAUCUUCGAUUACUGCAUCUCUCCGUUUCGAUGGUGCUCUCAAUGUUGAUCUAACUGAAUUCCAAACUAACUUGGUACCUUAUCCACGAAUUCAUUUCCCUCUUGCAACUUAUGGUCCCGUUAUCUCAGCUGAGAAAGCUUAUCAUGAACAAUUGACCGUUGGUGAGAUUACCAAUGCCUGUUUCGAACCACAAAACCAAAUGGUCAAAUGUGACACUCGACAAGGUAAAUACAUGGCAGUUUGUCUUCUUUACCGAGGUGAUGUGGUUCCAAAGGAUGUUAACGCAGCCAUUGCUUCAAUUAAAACAAAACGAUCAAUACAAUUUGUUGAUUGGUGUCCCACCGGUUUUAAAGUUGGUAUCAAUUACCAACCACCAACCGUUGUACCCGGAGGUGAUCUGGCUAAGGUUCAACGAGCCGUUUGUAUGCUUUCCAAUACAACAGCGAUCGCUGAAGCUUGGGCUCGAUUGGAUCAUAAGUUUGACCUUAUGUACGCUAAACGAGCCUUUGUCCAUUGGUAUGUUGGCGAAGGUAUGGAAGAAGGUGAAUUCUCAGAGGCCCGAGAAGAUUUGGCAGCAUUGGAAAAAGAUUAUGAAGAAGUUGGCCUGGAAUCGACGGACGGUGAUGGCGAUGAUGACACUCACGAAUAUUAGGUACCAAUAAUAAUCUAAUUAGACAAAGAAAAAAAAGGACACCAGAAUUCUGAUAAAAAGCAAUUAAAUGAUUAAAACAUUUUCGAACACGAUGAAAACCAGUCCCAUACCCUCAGGCAUUGAUUGCAAAACGUAAAAACACCGAAGCUGAAUUAAUCUUUCGCAAAUCUCAAAUUUUAUGCCUACGGUCUUUCUAAUUACCUUUUUUUGCUAAUGAUUAUCAGUUAAUUGUAUCUCAAUCUAUUCUUAAUAUCGUUCUCCCUUCCAUAGAUUUAUUAUGUAUUCGUGUUAUGUGUUUACCCGUCUACUCAUUUUACUACUUAAUCAAUCGCCCGUUUAAAGUUAAAUUUGUCCUAUUGUUUUCUUACCUUGAUGAAGAAAAUUUUUCCUCUCAACUUGAUAUUUUACUAUUACCAAUUAUCUUAAUCACCCGCAUUUAUCACCUUCCCUUUGGAAAUAACGUCGCAAAAACUUUUCCUAUUAAGAGAUUAUCUCAGAUUAUCCAUUGUGGUCAAUACAUUGUCAGGAGAAAUCACCAACCAUCAUAAUCCAUGGCUUUUACUUUCGAUGCACCAAAAAUCAAACGGACGUUCCACCGAAAAAAAAACAAACAAAAUGAUUAACUAAAUCAGGAAAAUUAAGCUGAUUAAGUAAAAGAAAAACAAUAAUCAUGAAAGUCAUUGUAAUCAACCGUCAGAUAGAUUUAAAAAAAUUCUGCAAUCAAUAAUUAAUCAAUAACAUACUUUGGGUAAUCUUUUUCUCCCUUAAAAGAAAAGAUUUCAUCACAAUUUAAAUCAA
Panonychus citri (citrus red mite) is the source of this 2372-nucleotide messenger RNA. RefSeq names its product tubulin alpha-1A chain-like. Bases 219 to 1574 code for a protein of 451 amino acids. Gene Ontology annotation, cellular component: cytoplasm; microtubule. Lineage: Eukaryota; Metazoa; Arthropoda; Arachnida; Trombidiformes; Tetranychidae. The record is from RefSeq and is a predicted model, not a curated record. The transcript has 4 exons. Gene Ontology annotation, biological process: mitotic cell cycle; microtubule cytoskeleton organization. Gene Ontology annotation, molecular function: GTP binding; structural constituent of cytoskeleton.